GCUAAAUCACAUUUAAUAACAAGUAAUAAAUCUUUAGGCGUUGUUAAAUGUUUCGGUUUAACUAUCAAUCCAAAUAGAAAAUAUAUGCUUGUAUUACAGAAAAUGGAUGUUGACUUAAGAAGUUAUUUACGCCAUAACCAUAAUAAACUUACAUGGAAAAUGAGAAUUAACAUAAUUUGUGAUAUAAUAAAAGCAUUUUACGAAAUUCACAAAGGGAAUACAAUUCAUAGGGAUUUACAUUCUGGGAAUAUAUUAUAUUUACAAAGUGCAAAUUUAUGGUGCAUUUCUGAUUUUGGAUUUUCAGGACCAGCUGAUAAACCAUUAACGAACGUAUAUGGAAAUCUUCCUUAUAUAGCACCUGAGAUUUUAUUUCGAAAGGAUUAUUCUUUUGCAUCUGAUAUUUAUA
This is a messenger RNA of Rhizophagus irregularis DAOM 181602=DAOM 197198, 406 nucleotides long. The record is from RefSeq and is a predicted model, not a curated record. Lineage: Eukaryota; Fungi; Glomeromycota; Glomeromycetes; Glomerales; Glomeraceae.